CUGCGGGACCGCGGCGGCGACGCAGACCGUUGCUCGUCAGUUGUAGCAUGGAGUUGGGGUACCGCGCUAAGAAGAAAGUCCUCCUUAUCGAUCGCUCGCCCGAGUAGUUCGUCCACUGCAGCCGAGACAGCUAACGAGGACAGUCACAACGAGCCGGUGCAGUUUUUUAAAGCUAAGCUAGUCGCGUCGUUUGACAGCUAACGCUAACUAACGUUAGCUAACCAUCGUCCCAUUGGUAUUCAAAGUCAGUUUCAAAACAAAGCCCGCAAAACGGAGAGGUUGAGACCCAGCUGUCGCCCCCCCAGAGCAGCUUGCUACUAGACAAGCCGGUUGAGGAUAAAUUAACGCUCUUCGGGUUAUGUUUGGUUCACUCGGGUAAUACCCAGAUAACGGUAUUUUGCUGACGUUAAGCUUCAGUUAAAGAAGCUGUCAGCAGGUUUGGCAGUGACGCGUGAAUCCGUCCAUUCAGUCCGGUUCCAGGAUUCUGCGAGGCUUGGAUUUAAAUGUCCGAGAAGAGUUCAUCGUCCGGGUCGGAUGAGGAUGUGGACCCGGAACCAUCCGCGCAGCAUGUGGAGCUCGGUGGCGUUUUGAGCAAGUGGACAAAUUACAUCCACGGGUGGCAGGACCGAUGGGUCGUGUUGAAAAACAACACUUUGAGUUACUACAAGUCCGAGGACGAACGGGAGUACGGCUGCAGAGGCUCUCUGUGCCUCCGCAAGGCCGUUAUCACGCCUCACGAGUUUGACGAGUGUCGCAUUGACAUCAGUGUGAACGACAGUGUUUGGUACCUCAGAGCUGAAGAUCCUGAGCACAGACUCCAGUGGAUCGAGUCAAUAGAGCUGCACAAGGCCGAGUCCGGUUACGGAUCAGAAACCAGUCUCAGGCGUCAUGGAUCCAUGUUGUCACUCACCUCAGCAGCCAGUGCCUUGUCCGCCACAUCCACAUCCUCCUUCAAGAAGGGGCACAGGUUGCGUGAGAAAUUAGCUGAAAUGGAAACCUUCCGGGACAUUCUGUGCAGACAAGUGGACACCCUGCAGAAAUACUUUGACUCCUGUGCUGAUGUUGUCUCCAAAGAUGAAUUCCAGAGGGACACAGAGGAGGACGAGGAAGAUUUUCCUACAACUGCAAGACCUGAGGGUGAACAUAAUCACAACAACAAUGGCAGCAAAGAGAAGUUGUUUUCCCUCGUCAGUCCAAAAACGAUGAAUGGAAUAGACUUCAAGGGCGAGGCCAUUACCUUCAAAGCCACCACAGCAGGCAUCCUCUCCACCUUGUCCCACUGCAUCGAACUGAUGGUCAAACGAGAAGACAGCUGGCAAAAGAGGGUGGACAAGGAGCUAGAGAAGAGGAGGAGGGUAGAAGAUGCCUACAAGUCUGCUAUGAAUGAACUAAAGAAAAAGUCACACUACGGCGGCCCAGACUACGAGGAGGGGCCCAACAGUCUGAUCAAUGAGGAUGAGUUCUUUGAUGCGGUGGAAGCUGCGCUGGACCGACAGGACAAGAUAGAGGAGCAGUGCCAGUCAGAGAAGGUCCGGAUACCUCGACUAACUCCUGUUCCUCCAGGAGACGUCUACUCCAGUAUCGGUACACACCGGUUUGCCGCCAAGCCCCGUAGCCAUUCUUCUUCCCUGUCUUCCGUUGAGCUAGUCAGUGCCUCAGAUGACAUUCACAGAUUCAGCACUCAGGUGGAAGAGAUGGUGCAGAAUCAUAUGACCUACUCCCUUCAGGAUGUGGGUGGAGAUGCUAACUGGCAGCUUGUAAUAGAAGAAGGAGAGAUGAAGGUGUACAGGAGGGAGGUAGAGGAGAACGGUAUUGUGCUGGACCCUCUCAAAGCCACACAUGCUGUGAAGGGGGUGACGGGACACGAGCUGUGCCACUACUUCUGGGACACGGCUGUGCGAAUGGACUGGGAGACCACCAUUGAAAAUUUCAACGUUGUGGAAACGCUCUCUGAUAAUGCUGUCAUUGUUUACCAGACACACAAGAGAGUGUGGCCUGCCUCUCAGCGGGAUGUGCUCUAUCUGUCAGCCAUCAGGAAGAUCUUGGCAACAAAUGAAAAUGAUCCGGACACAUGGCUGGUCUGCAACUUCUCCGUGGACCACGACAAUGCCCUUCCCACCAACAGGUGUGUUCGGGCCAAAAUCAAUGUGGCUAUGAUCUGCCAAACCCUGGUCAGCCCUCCAGAGGGGGAUAAAGAGAUCAGCAGAGACAACAUCCUUUGUAAGAUCACCUACGUUGCCAAUGUGAACCCAGGAGGUUGGGCUCCAGCCUCAGUCCUCAGAGCCGUGGCUAAGAGAGAGUAUCCAAAGUUCCUUAAACGCUUCACCUCUUUCGUCCAGGAGAAAACUGCUGGAAAGCCCAUCCUCUUCUGAACACCCAGAGGAUUGCAGAGGGCCCACUUGAGACUCAAUGUCUACAUGACCCUUUCAUCCUCCUAAUUAGAACGUUGUCCAUUUACUGCAUUCAGAAGAGACUGGUUUUACAGCUUUAAUUCAUCAGUAGUUGUCAUCCUGCCACGUUAACAUGGCUUAACAGCACCUGUUGGUCAUGGGUACAUUUGUAUGUAAAUUCAAGAGUUUAAGUGGUUUUUGAAUUGUUACCAGUUAUUUGCUUUUUGUAAAUUGUUUUGUACAUUUAUUACACUUUUUGGGGGUUUUCUUUAAUCACUAGUAUUACAGCUACUUUUGCUGCUGCUAAAGUUACUACCAUGAGAGAGGACAGGAGAAGCAUUGAUUAGGUUUGGUACAUUAUCACCUGUUUUCUGCGGUUUCCUGUCCCUCCACAGAUGUCUCUUUGCAGUUUGAAAGGGGGCCAGGGCCUAAAGCUUUGAAAUCUUUAUAUUUCUAGAUGGCUAUAAAGUAGCUUUUGGGGAGCACCAGGGACACAAUGUAUUGUAUGGAGAAAACCAGAUACGUUUUUUAGUUUGUUUACCAAUGUGACAAACCUGAAUGGAUGGUUGAAUGCGGGGACAGUAGGGCUCUGGAAACCUGGAGUAGGAUUUAAAGAGCAAUUGAACAUUCUAAUCAAAAAUGGAAUGUUGAUAUUGGAUUUGACUGCCGUCUAUAGAUGCUGAGUUGUAAAAGUGUAUCUGUAUGUGGCCAGCAAUAGAUGUGCUGAUUCCUCUCGCUAAUUGAGUGAAGAGUUGAAACCUUUUGUACACCCUGGGUAGUUUUUAAAAAAAACUUUUCCACCCCUGAUGGUGCAGGGAAAAGCUCAAGUCUGUACAAUUUGUCAGUUUGGGCAAUUAGACCAGCUGCUAUUGUAACAAUACGGUAAAGAUAUAAAAUGUGGAGUAGUAUAGAAUAGAUCCCCUCGAAUCUUAGUCAUAUUCCAACAUUACAUUUCAAAUCCCACACUACAAUGCAGUGGCCUCCUGCCCUUUGACUGAAAAACCCCAGGACUCCUGAAUAUCUUUACUGUACAGCCACCUGAUGUGCAUUUAUCAACACUUAAAUUAAUUUGGGAAUGGUCAGCAUUUCACAUAAUCUUACCUCAAGAUGUACAUUUGUACCAAUGUUUAAUGCCAUCAUAGGUUGGGAGUUUUGCAAUCAGAUCUGUUCGUUCCAAGGGGUGAGAUGUUCAGAAGGAUCUGGAUCAUUAUUUUUCUGAUUAUAGGAGCUAGAUCUAUGAGCAAUGUCAGCUUAAGAAUGCCUCCAGUGUUUUUAAUUUUGAUAAUUCAUCAGUAAUCUACACUUUCUAUAUUUCUAAGUUGUACAUCAGAAGUGUUAUUAUUUGCACUAAAUUACAAUGUUCUGUAAAUUAAAAUUGUUAUACAACAAG
Molecule: messenger RNA, 3780 nt
Organism: Pungitius pungitius (ninespine stickleback)
Lineage: Eukaryota; Metazoa; Chordata; Actinopteri; Perciformes; Gasterosteidae
Product: ceramide transfer protein-like
Exons: 18
Coding region: 504-2372 (622 amino acids)
Biological process (GO): ER to Golgi ceramide transport
Molecular function (GO): lipid binding
Source: RefSeq, a predicted model, not a curated record